Molecule: messenger RNA, 2643 nt
Organism: Lolium rigidum
Lineage: Eukaryota; Viridiplantae; Streptophyta; Magnoliopsida; Poales; Poaceae
Product: protein TITANIA-like
Exons: 2
Coding region: 40-2412 (790 amino acids)
Cellular component (GO): nucleus
Source: RefSeq, a predicted model, not a curated record
CACCGAAAUCGCCGCGAAUCCCUCCCCAAUCCGGCCGCCAUGUACGGCGACUCCGACGGAUCCAAGGACGCCGGCGCCGGCGCCGGCGCGCCGCCGCCCUCCGACCAGCCCUUCCCCAACCGCGAGCUCACCCUCAGCAGCUACCUCUGCGACAAGCCCACCCUCGCCUCCGCCGCCGCCGCCGAGAACGCAGCAUCCGCCGCCGCAUCAGCCGCAGCCGGCCCAUCCUCCCCGCCCAACCCCGCCGCCGACGCAGCCGCGGAGGCCGCCAAGCUCUGCGUCGAGCGCGACUUCCUCCACCUCUCCGCGCCCAAGCGCGGCGGGGAUCCCCCGGGCCCGGGGGACGACUCCUCCGUCGCCGGCGGCAAGAAGCCGCGCCUCGACUCGCUCCAGCUCUCGCUCUCCCUCGCCUCCGACGGGCAGCCCUCCUCCCACCCCCACCUCCCCUCCGCGGCCCCCGACGGAGAUCUCCGCGCCGCCGCGUCGGCCGGCGCGGCGGCCCCGGCCCCGAGGCGGACCUACAGCGCCACCACGGGCCGCACACGGAGCAUCAACUCCGACGACAUGUCCUACUCCUACUCCAUGUUCUCGCACAACCCGAGCUGCUCCCUCACGCACAACUCCACCGACAUGUACGCCGCGGGGGAGGGCACCAACGGCUCCGUGCACAGCCGCUUCAACUUCCGCCCCGUGGGGGACGGCAGCGUCGCCUUCGCCACCCCGCCCGCCAACCCCGGCUCCUCCUCCUUCUUCCCCACCGAGCUCCCCGCCAAACUCGCCGCCGCAGCUGCCGCCGCCGCCGCCACCACCUUCGACGGCGGCCGCGGCCAACCCUCCCACCCCGACAGGAUCCUGCGGGAGAUCGUCACAGACUCAGUCCCCGCCAUGGCGCACGCGCUGCAGGACCUCCCGAGCGACACCCUCGACGCGGUCCGUGACGCGGCGCGGGCCCUGGUGGACGCCCCGGAGAGGCGGGACGAGCUGGCCGGCCUGCAGCGCCGGCUGGACCGCCGCUCGGACCUCACCGCCGACGCCCUGGCCCGCGCCAACCGCACCCAGCUCGAGGUCCUGACCGCCGUGCGCACCGGCACCGCCGCGUUCGCCGCCGGCAAGGGCCGCGUGCCCAGCGCCGAGCUCGUCGAGAUGUUCCUCAUGACGCGCUGCCGCAACCCCAGCUGCAAGAGCGCGCUCCCCGUCGACGACUGCGAGUGCAAGGUCUGCGCCGCCAAGAAGGGCUUCUGCAGCGCCUGCAUGUGCCCCGUGUGCCACAAGUUCGACUGCGCCGCCAACACCUGCAGCUGGGUCGGCUGCGACGUCUGCGGCCACUGGUGCCACGCCGUCUGCGGCCUUGAGAGGAACCUCAUCAGGCCGGGGCCGACCCUCAAAGGCCCCAUCGGGACCACCGAGAUGCAGUUCCAGUGCCUUGGAUGCAGCCAUGCUUCUGAGAUGUUUGGGUUUGUUAAGGAGGUGUUCAAUUCCUGCGCGGAGAACUGGAACGCCGAGACGCUCGUCAAGGAGCUGGAUUUCGUCAGGAAUAUCUUCGCUGCUAGCGAUGAUUUCGAGGGGAAGGGGCUUCAUUCCAAGGCCGAAGAGGUCCUCAACAUGCUCGGGAAGAAAGUUAUUUCCCUGCUGGAUGCAACAAACAUCAUGCUGCAAUUCUUCAAAUAUGGUGUUACGGACUGCUCUGUUACCGGCAACAAGUCCAAAGGUAUAUUAGCAGCAGCUCAAGCAAGCCAAUCAACGAUUCCCCUUCUAAGUCCAACCAUGACUGCACCAAAAUCCUUCAAUUUCAAUGCCAACAAUUCCAUUCUCGAUACGCAUAUUGAUGCCCUCAAGGGUAGCCCAAAGCCACUCUCUAUUGAACCCCGUUACGGCAAUAGCUCAAAGCCACUUACUAUUGAACCCCGUUACGGCACAAGCUCAAAGCCACUCACUAUUGAACCCCAUUACGGCAGCAGCUCAAAGCCAAUCUCUAUUGAGCCCCAUUUCGCAGCUAGCCCAAAGCCACUCUCUAUUGAAUCCCAUUUCGCUGCCAGCCCAAAGCCGCUCUCUGUUGAACCCCAUUUCAGCAGCACCUCAAAGGAUGACGACGCCUCUACCCUUGAGACCAUCGUGAAGUGCAAGGAAGCCGAAGCAAAACUCUUCCAGAAGCUGGCUGAUGACGCACGGAAGGAAGUCGAUAACUACCGCCAGAUGGUCCGCUCCAGAACUCAGAAGCUGGAGGAGGAGUAUGCCACAAAGCUGGCGAAGCUAUGCUUCCAAGAGACGGAGGAGAAGAGGAGAAAGAAGAUGGAGGAACUGAAGACGCUCGAGAACUCGCACUACGACUACCACAAGAUGAAGUUGCGGAUGCAGACCGAGAUCCAGGGCCUGCUUGAGAGGAUGGAAGCCACAAAGAAGAUGUGGGUAUAGACCCCCGGUAAAAUAUAUACCUCCUGCUGCAACCUGAAGAAUGUCUAAAAAAUACAUCGUUCUCCAUUAGAAUGGUUUCUGAGCGGUUGUUAAUUCCAUCUGUAAUUUGUUUUCUUACAUGUUAACUGUGUUAUAAGUGGAGGGGGCCUAACCUCUCGCUGGCAGAUACAACUUGACAACAACAUUUCAGUUAAUUGCUUGCAAAAAAAGUGUGCCCUGUCGUUGCAAAUA